AUUUCAUAGAUAAUUGGAAACGAUCAGCAGCCAAUAAUCUAACAGACAAUUCGUUCCUGUGUGACUCAUGGUUAGAAGAAGGCUGGUAUAGAAUUACUAGCAAAGCUGGUGAACGAAUGCCUACAGAAUGCUUGAUCGGCGGAUACAGAUGUGGCACAGCAUAUCCGAUAUAUUUGUCAAGGAAAGGUGUAACUACUGGUGAAGACAUUUUCCCGGCAACAGGUAAAAUUGUUAACAGAACAGCGUACGAAGUACUUGAUGACCGAUGUGUAAAUGAAGAAUAUCCUAUAAGAAUAAAAAACUGUACAUUAUAUUUGGUGUACUACCUGCAACCGACAAAAGGUUGCGACACAGCAUACUGUUUUGGUGCAGAACUGCCGUGUCCAGAUGGACAAUUGUCACAGACGGGAUAUUCUCCGGGAUGUAGUAAAGUGUAUCCUUCUUUACGGUUUACCUCAACAAUAACAGUCGAUAUGCAUUACGAUAUUGUUAUUAACGAAUCCAGAAAAUAUAUUAAUGAAACACCAAAGUUUUUGUGCAGAGUAAAUGACGCAACAGAUGACUAUACUUAUGAUAUUAACUUCUACAUCAAUAAUGUUCUCAUUACUGAUGCAAAAUACACAAACUUAUCUAAAACAAACAUAAGAACAGCAGUUCUUUUACAAAAACACUGGGAGGGUACAUUCAAACCAAAUAUGAUGGUCAAUUGUUCGGUGCAAGCUAGGUACAAGGACAGAGGUGUUACAGGACCCAAAUAUUUUUCAGAGAUUUAUUUCGCAGGAAUUAAGGUUGUUGAUGGUGAAAAUGGAAUACAUGUAGAAGAAAAUAAACCGAAAAGCGUUGAAAUAAAAUCUACUCUGCCCAUUGGAUGUUCAUAUCAAGAAGGGAUAAAUGUUCAAAAAUCAAAAUCAGGAUGCUACGUAGGACUAUAUAAUGGGGUUCCAAAAUAUCAGUCUACUGCCAAUAAUGAAGUGGUCUGUUCUGAUGAAACUUUCGUUCAAACCAAAUUAGAGUUUGCUCAACAGAAUUGUCGCCUAAAAAUACCACAUGUUGGAUGGAGUAGCAGCUAUUUUAUCAAUGUAACUGGUGUAUCGGACGGCAUUGUAAACAAGGUAGACCGAAUUGUUUUCCUGCGAUUGUAUACUACGAUUGAUCGUGCUAAUAAAAAGGAUGGUCUGCAAAUCUGGAAUUCAAUACAUCUACCAGAUAUAAAAAUUUACAUUAGUGACAAGGAUUUAACACAUAUCAACAAAAGUUGUUAUUCUAGCAACGAUCCUUACUUGAGAACUUUUGACCAAAGUUUAUGGAAUAUUACUUCUCCAAACGACUACGGAGAAUAUGUCAUGUACAAACACGAAAGACUACCACAGCAGGUGAACGUAUAUUUCUCUCGCUGUAUACACGGAACAGGACUAUGCAACUGUGCAGUGGCUGUAAGAAGUGCUAGUAGCAUAUUUAUUGCUAAUUUCUGUGAAACGGGAAUUUUAUCAAAUAGAAAAAUAAACCGGUACAUUACCGCAAGAAUAUGCGACGAUCAAAAUCUUAUUGUGAACAAAAUUACAGAUAAAACGUUUGAGAUAACCUUCCCUUCUGGAACUGUCGUCCUCAUGAAAGGAGACGAUUUGGGGACUACUGAUUCUCCAUUUACCAUCUUCAGCAAGAUUGAUAUUACACCUUCAAACCUCGAUCUCAACCUAACAACUGGACUCUGCGGCCGAUACAACAACAAUUCUACGGACGACUUUUUUACCAGAGAAAACGUAGAUUUAAAACAUAACAUAAGGCAGUUCGCUAAAUCUUGGCUGAUAGAGAAUUCAACAGAAACGUUUUUUAAUCCAAAAAGAUUGCCACUGUUGAACUACAAAGUGCAAGAGUAUUGCACCUGUGAUGCAUAUGAGACAAUACAAGGCCAAACGUCUGAACCCAACUUUGAAUGUAGGUUAAGUCACCGUAUGAAAACAUGCAGGAAAAUAGAAACAACAACAACCAUUUACCAUGCAUCCUGCAUUACAUCAAGCCACAGGCAAAAAAGGUCGCUUGAGGAGGGAGAUGAAUCGCCACCAAUGUAUGACAUGAUGGAUGAUGAACAAGUGGAAGUUGAUGACCAACCUGCAGUAUGGAGAAAUGGAUUGACGGAAGAAAUUGCAAGACAAAAAUGUGAAAGUUCAUUUCACACGUUACCAGUCUUUGAAAUAUGUGAAGCGUAUGUCCCAACUGUACACUCUGUCAAUUACAUAGAUCAAUGUAUUAGUGACAUGAAGAUAGUAGGAUCAGACAUAUUUUUAUAUUCCAAUAUCAGAAACUUUGAGACAAUGUGCUUGAAUGAUGCCAAAAAAUUUGAAAACCUUACAGACAAAAAAACUAACAGCCCUACAGGAGAAUCAAAAAGUAUUUUAACCGUUAUUUUUGAGUCUACAUGUCCAAGAAAUUGUUCUGGAAAAGGAUAUUGCACUGAAGGCAAAUGUAUUUGUAAUGAAGGAGCGUAUGGUGAAGAUUGUUCACUCGGCAUUAAUAAACAGCCACGUUUGAUUGCAAAAGCCUUUGCCGAUAAUUGUGAUAGAUCUGUUAAAGCAUGUAGGAAAUUUACAGUACCCGGUAUAGACUUUAUUCCUGCUAAUUUGACAUGCAAAUUUAGAAGUUUCCAUGUUCAUGAAAACAGUUCGUAUUCAGUCGAGACCGAAAGCUUUACCAACCCAGGUACUUACUCAAGUUCUUUCUUGAUGUAUUGUAACUUACCAGAGUCAAGGAAAAAACGUUCAGUUGCCGAAGAAUAUGUUGCAUCUGGAUACUUUAUAAGUGUGUCAAAUAAUGGAAAUGAAUUCACGGAGGAAUUGACUGUUAUUAUCUUUGAUGCAAGAUGUUAUACAUGCAACAGUACAACAUUUGAAUGCAAUGAAGUGGAUACAUGUCCAGCAAAAACAAUGUACAAAACAUCCGAUACAUCUAAAUACUUUGGAAUUGGAUUUGGCAUUGCUAUGGCUGGUUUAAUCGUUUUGGUAAUUGUAAUAGUGUUCGAGAAGAAGAGAUUCAUUUCCAGAAAGUAUGAUGUGUCAAAUACUAGUCAACAGAAUCCACAUCCUCAGUAUGAAACAGUAUCGAGUAUCAGUAUAUCAAAUUACCACGAAUACUCAUCCAUUUUGGCAUCUCCCCAAAAUCUUAUGAGAGAGAGCUCUUCAGUAGGAUUAGAAAAUCCACAAUAUGAAAAUUUACCAUAGUGAAUAUUUAUUUUAGGAAUAUUUUUCUAAUAUUAGAUCUUUUUUAUAUAAAUUAUACAGAAUGUUUAUAAGAUGAAAAGUUAUGUAUAUUAGUUCGAAAGGGUAUGUUGAAUUCUCUCUUAAAAUCUUAUGAAACUUCAAAUUGAAAAAAAAUGUUGAAUAUGUUUUAUAUACUUGAAUGGUUUUUUCACUUUAAAAUCAAUUGUACGUAGACUUUCUUGGAAAAAAAAAUAUGUCACCUUCAAAUUAUCAAAUUUCUUGAAAAAUAUAAUGCGUUGAAUGGUUGUCUUCCCGUACAUUAAUUUCCGAUAUUUUUUCCAUAUACAGUGAUCUUAACUACAAGUCCUUUUUAUUUGAAAUUUCGCCCACCGCACAAUUGCGUGGAACCAGUGUAUAAAAAAUGUAAGCAAAAGCACUUGAAUAUGAGGCAGGUAAAUAGUAACAACUGACUCAAAUGAAAAAGUUUUAUUUUAACUUAGUAACUCUCUUUUAGAAUAGUUUAAAUGAAUGUCUUGAUUUCAAGAUAAUCGUAUUUAAUAAAAUGAGAUGUAGGAUUAAUGUCAAGGACUGUAUUUCAAACUAGUGAAGAGCACGUUUACACAUGACUAGUUAUAACUAAUAUUGUUAACACAAAUUAGUAUAACAAUACAUAAUUAUUUGUUUUAUAGCUAGUUAUAAUUAUAAGCAAGCACACACACUCGGUUUUUUUUUUAUAACUGAGAUGAAGUCCUUCAAAUAACUGAAAACAGAUCUAACUUGAUUGUAAUAAAUUGUGAUUAUGGCCAUUUAAUUAAAAAAAUAGUUAAAACAAACGUUCGACCAAUUUUCAAUAGAGUAACCAUUUAAUGUAUUUAUCACAUUGGGUAAAUUUAGACGAAUGAAUCACCGUUUUCCAAUGGAAACGAAAAGGUUACACAAUAUACCAUGGUAUUUUAUACUGUGUUACCUCAAAUCGAAAAGAAUGCUACCAUAUUAUGUCAUAUUAAUUUUUCGGAAAUGAAAGAAAGAAAUACUUACCACAAUAUUAUAAUAACAAAAUGUAGAUUUUUUUAAAAUUUAAUCAAGUAUAUUCCACACUAACUUAUGUAGAACUAGAGAAUUUUUUUUAAUUUACUAAAUGUAUUUCUAUGAAAGUAUUUCCCCAUGGUUAAACGCACACUAAAGAAAUAAAUAUUUGCAAGAACAAAAAUUUGCAACCGCAAAUUUGCAAAUCCUUACUGUUGUGCUUAAUUUCAGGUGAAAUGGAUGUUGUUUGUGGCGCGUAUUAGCUCUGUAAAACAAUAAAGUUAUUCCAAAAGAGAAUUUCGUAAAGUUUCACGUUAAUAUAGAUGGUUAUAUACAUGUAUAUAUGUCUUAUGUGAUAAAUAUCUGUAUUUCCGAUUUUUUUACCUUCAAUAUUCAUUAUAUGUAUUAUUGAAAUUCUAUCCACUGUAAAUUUGCAUCAGUUGUAUGAUAAUAAAGAUCAAUCAUCGUAAUAA
This is a messenger RNA of Mytilus californianus (California mussel), 4693 nucleotides long. RefSeq lists its product as uncharacterized. The record is from RefSeq and is a predicted model, not a curated record. Lineage: Eukaryota; Metazoa; Mollusca; Bivalvia; Mytilida; Mytilidae. The coding region runs from base 117 to 3215 and encodes 1032 amino acids. The transcript is spliced from 19 exons.